AUGGAGCAAGAGCUGUCAGUGUUUGAAUCGGUGUGGCCCGACAUCACAAGGCAGAGCCACUGGGAGUGGGAGUCGGCGUUGAGCGGCAUUGUUGCGAGCCUGACGCCCGGGCCGCAGGACCACGAGCGCCGCGCCCUGCUGGUGGCCGACCUCAACGCGGCGCUGUCGGACAUGGGCCUGCACGUGCGGCCGUUUGGCAGCUUCCUCUCAAACAUGGGGUUCCCGGACUCGGACGUCGACCUGCUGCUGGCCGGCACCUGGAACGGGCAGGCGCCCUACUUGCUGCCCGCCAACGGCUGCAAGACGCUGUUGAGGAAGGUUGCGUCGCGGCUAUACGACCGCAGGCUGGUCCGCGGCUCGAUCGAGUUUGUGCUGCAUGCGCGCGUGCCGCUGCUGAAGUUUGUGCACUGGCAGACUGGCGUGGAGUGCGACCUGACAGUGCAGAGCUACGACGGCGCCCUCAAGGGCCGCUUCAUGGCGGCCAUUGCGCAGCUUGAUACCAGGUUCCCAUCGCUAUUCCGGCUCGUCAAGCUGUGGGCGCGCACCCACGAGUGCAACGACGCCAGCCAGUCCACCCUCAACUCCACGUCCCUCAUGUACAUGUGCAUCUUCUUCCUGCAGCGCCUCGGCGUGCUGCCCCCGCUGCGCGCGCUGUGCCCGAAAGAGCUCGCGCGGCUGCCCGCUCCGCCGCCCCUGGAGCAGCAGCAGCGGCAGCCGCAGCAGCAACAGCAGCAGCAGGCGGAUGACCCAAUUUUUGGCGGCAGGGAGGCCGCCAGGGCCGUCCUCUCCUCCGAUGGCAGCAGCGGCGGCGGCGGCGGCGGCGGUUCGGCUGGGGGUUGGGAGGACGUGCGGCUGCUGGACCCCCGGCUGCGCGGGCUGUGGGUGCGCGAAGAGGCGCUGGAUGAUCUGGUGGCUGCAGUGGACGGCCGCGCCGCGGAUCUGAACCGCGCGAAGCAGCGCGCCCUGGCCGCCAACGGCUCCGGGGGCGGGGCGGUGGCAGGCGGGGUUGCGCACGCGGACGCGGACGCGGACGGGGGCGCGGGCGCGCACGCGGCGGCGGCGGUGGCGGCAGUGGGGCACGACCUGACGCAGCUGCUGGUCGGCUUCCUGUGCUACUGGGAGCUGCCGUUUGGGGCUUGGGCGGAGGGGCGGCACAGGGACUGGCGGCCCGACUGCUGGAACGGCGUGUGGCGGCGGCAGCGGUUUGCCAAGGCGUACCUCUGCCCCCUGGAGGACCCCUUUGACGCGACCGACAACCCCGCGCGCUCGGUUGGCUCGGAGUCUGUGUCCCCCGGCAGCCAGCACCUGUACAUCGCCGCCGUCCUGGGCAGCAACGCCGCGGCGCUGCGCCGCCUGCUCUGCGGCCCGCGGGACGCGGGGCCCGCCGCGGAGGCGAGCGGCGUGCGCGUGCUGCGCGGGCUCGCCUGGACGCUGGGGCCGCGCGGGCUGGCGCUGCUGCGGCCGGCGCUGCCGGAGGCGCAGCUGCGCAUGCUGUUUGACGUCGCGGGCGACCCGAAGAUCGGGUCCCCCCUGAAGCGGCUGCUGGCACACUUGGGGGCCGACAUGGUGCCGGAAGAUAUUUUGGACCACGCCUGCUGGCGGGCGCUGCGCUCGCAGCAGAAGUCGGAGGCGAGGGAGCAGGCCGGCGGCCCGCCGCAGGGCGAGGCCGCGGCCGGCGGCCGGCAGAAGGCUGCUCGGCUGCAGCAGCAGCAGCGACAGCCGCAGCAGCCGCGGCAACAGCAGCAGCAGCAGCGGCAGCCGCAGCAGCAGCGGCCUGCGGCGCAAUCUCAGCAGCGCCAGCAGCAGCAGUACCCGCCGGCAUCUUAG
Molecule: messenger RNA, 1827 nt
Organism: Monoraphidium neglectum
Lineage: Eukaryota; Viridiplantae; Chlorophyta; Chlorophyceae; Sphaeropleales; Selenastraceae
Exons: 6
Coding region: 1-1827 (608 amino acids)
Biological process (GO): RNA 3'-end processing
Molecular function (GO): nucleotidyltransferase activity
Source: RefSeq, a predicted model, not a curated record